UAGUCGUUCCGUUAGUAAAUGGCACAGGACUUCAGGGGUAUCGCGUCAUGUCUGACUUAAACUACCUGUGGAAUAAUGUAUUUUUCUGUUAAUGGUAGGAAAACUUAAAUUGUCGGGUGAAAAUGUCUAAAUUCCACACGCUGAGGUCCUCGGUGGAGCAGAGACUGACCGAAGCCGCUCAGGAGAUAUUUACCCUGUUCGAAAGAACAAUAGCAGAGUACGAACAGGAACUUCGUCUUUCACAAGUGGAAAACGAACGAAAACAGGAACUGCUGGACUCUGUUUUGAAGCCACAAGUGCAGUUGCAAAAAGAGGGUGUCCUGCCUGUAUCUGUAGUUAAAGAGGAAGUCCUCCCUGAGCUGCAAGAAUGGAACCCCAGUCUGGACCAGGAGGACCCAGAGCUAUCCUGCAUUAAAGAACAGGAGAAGGAAGUGGAGGAAGUGUGGCCCAGUGAGGAGGGUGAACAUCUUCAGGGACUGGAGGAGGUUAACGCCAUCAACGUCCAAUACACUAAUAUCUCCGUAAAGACAGAGAAUAAUGAAAAGAAACUCGAAUCAUCACAGAGGAUCGGAGAGGACACAGAUGAAGACUGUGGAGGAUCAGAACCAGUCAGCAGCUUCUAUCUAGAUUCAUAUUUACUACCAAUUAGUAAUGAAACAAAUGACAGUGACAAGUGGACACAGAGCAGUGAACCUGAAUCAGAUUUGUUCAUAAAGAUGAAACCUCCAGCCUUCAGUUCAACCACACAAAUGGAAACAGAAGCUGAUAAAGCGGACUGUGAAGGACCAGAACCAGACAUGAACCUAAACCCCAAAAUUGACCAUGGACCAGUCUUACCAAGUCAGUUUUCCGAGUCCAUGUGUGGAAAAAUCUUUGAUGGGAAGAGUUCUUUAGAGAGACAUAAGGACAAUACUAUUAGAUUUUCUCUGAACACAAACCUUACAGGUCACACAUCUUAUUUAGUUGAGACAAAAGUUACAACAUCACCUAAUAAUAAAACAAAAAUAAAUGACUGGGGAUGUAAAAUGAAACAAAAUCACUGCUCUCAAUACGGUGAAGCAUUUACACAGAAAGUGCCUGCUCACACUGGAGAGACACUGUUCAUCUGUCCAGUUUGUAAGAAACAUUUUGCACAGAAAAACUCUCUUAUGAAACAUAUGGAAAAUCACACAGAAAAACCCUUUAGCUGUUCAGUAUGUGGUUUGAGAUACGCUUUUGAGUCGGGGUUACGUAGUCACAUGAAAGUCCACACAGAAGAGCGACCAUUCAGCUGUCCAGUGUGUAAGAAGCAGUUUAAACAGAGCAGUCACGUUAGAGAACACAUGGUACUUCACACCGGAGAGAAAUAUGUUUGUUCAGUCUGUGGUAAAAGAUUUUCUCACAACUCAAACUUACAUCGUCACAUAAGGAUCCACACAGGAGAGCAACCAUUCAGCUGUACAAUUUGUAAGAAACAAUUUUCACGUAAAAGUUCUGUUCAGAUGCAUAUGGGAAUCCAUACGAGAAUGAAAAUGCUGAAUUAAAUUAAUGUGCUGCUCUGGCCCCGCCCCAUGCGCUGUUAUUACAUGUCCAGUAUCUUCUGCACUGGAGUUUGAAGAACAGUAACAAGUACAGUGUGUUAUGUGGAGCAGAGUCAAGAAUGAAUGAAUAUUUUUAUUUUGGUUACGUGCAAAAACACAAGUAUGUGUGUGUGUGUGUAUAUAUCAGCCUGACAUAGUGAUGGUGGAUAAGCAUUGAAAGACAGCGGUAGUGAUAGAUGUAGCAAU
Molecule: messenger RNA, 1766 nt
Organism: Sphaeramia orbicularis (orbiculate cardinalfish)
Lineage: Eukaryota; Metazoa; Chordata; Actinopteri; Kurtiformes; Apogonidae
Product: zinc finger protein 836-like
Exons: 2
Coding region: 123-1523 (466 amino acids)
Biological process (GO): regulation of transcription by RNA polymerase II
Molecular function (GO): DNA-binding transcription factor activity; RNA polymerase II cis-regulatory region sequence-specific DNA binding
Source: RefSeq, a predicted model, not a curated record